Cladophialophora yegresii CBS 114405 is the source of this 2883-nucleotide messenger RNA. Its product is annotated as propionyl-CoA carboxylase beta chain. NCBI's taxonomy places the organism in Eukaryota, Fungi, Ascomycota, Eurotiomycetes, Chaetothyriales, Herpotrichiellaceae. The record is from RefSeq and is a predicted model, not a curated record. Bases 1 to 2883 code for a protein of 960 amino acids. Gene Ontology annotation, molecular function: propionyl-CoA carboxylase activity. The transcript has 2 exons.
AUGAGCAAUAUCAAAGCUAAAGUCCUCACCAUCUGGAACAGCAUGAGUUCGAAAAAGCGCGAUGCCUCGUCAUGGGGCGUCGGGGUCGAUGACUCUGAAGGACAGGCACAGGUCUCAACCAUCAACGAUCCGGUCUACUCUCAGCCCACGAGCGCGCCACCUCAACCUCAACGCCAACCGGGUUCUCGCAAGUCGUAUACAAGGCCCGCUACUGGCUCUGGAAGUGCCCCCGGUCGUGAUGACCCUGUCUACUCACAGGCGCCCAUCGGAGGCCCGGACGGUCAAGAAGGCCAGCCUACACCUACGAGCCGGAUCAACGACCCAGUAUAUGGUCAGCCUGUCGAGGCAGAGGCCAAGCCUCGUCAAAUAGCACCUGACCAGGGCAAAGGACAGGUAGACGCGGCGAACGACCCAGUCUAUUCGCAGCCUCAGCCUCGGCCUCGGCCUCAAGCGGCGAAAGCGACGGUCAAUGAUCCUGUGUAUGCACAACCUCAACCCGUACCAUCUGCCUCGGGCUCAGCCGAUCCAGGCCCAGGACAAGGCAAGAUCUCGGCAGCCGACGACCCGGUCUACUCACAUUCCGCCAGCCGCAGUGGCAGUGCACAACCCACGACCGUCGCAGACCCCGUGUAUGGACAACAGGUACCAUCUCUACCUUCGUCCGCGCCUAGUCAGCGCGCUCCCAGUCCAGGGCAAGGCACCAUCCCCCCUGCAGACGACCCAGUAUACUCGCAAUCUAGUGGUAAUAGCCCACAAACCAAGACCGUCGCCGAUCCCGUGUACGGACAACAGGUACCACCUCCAUCCGUAUCCGCGCCUGGUCAGCGCGCUCCACCCGGUCCAGAGAAAGCCAGCAUCGCCCCAGCAGACGACCCGGUAUACUCACAAUCCAGUGGUAGUCUUCUACAACCCAAUACUGUCGCGGACCCCGUGUACGGACAGCAGGUGCCACCUCCACCCACGCCUGAUCAACGUGCUCCCAACCCAGGGCAAGGCAGCAUCCCCGCGGCAGACGACCCAGUAUACUCGCAGUCGAUGUCCACACCAGCGAAGGACAGCAUCCCGCCAGCAGACGAUCCAGUCUACUCGCAAUCGACGGGGAGCACCGCCUCGAGCCGUCUCUCGCAGCUGACAUGGCAAAUCUCUCCACCGCAAAGCGAAAGCGUGGCACAACCCAACACAAAACGACCACGCAAGGCCAACAAGAAGAAAAACUCCUCCGACCUCUCAUCUUCUUUACCCGCCGACUACAGCGACAUCCUCAACCACCUCUCCACGCUCCGCCGGAUCGCACAAACACCCGACCUCACGUCGCGCGGCUACCAGCGCCAAAAGACCAGCGGCAAGCUGUGGUCGCGCGAACGCAUCGCGCAGCUCCUCGACCCGGACACGUGGCGCGAGGUCGGCUCCGUGACGGGCACGGUCGAGUGGGAGCGCGACGCCCACAACCCACAGCUCGAGCACGUGCGGGCCUUUACCCCGUCCAACAACCCGCAGGGGUUCGGGCGCGUGACGGACGUGGCCACAGGGGUCAAGCGCACCAUCUACCUGACCAGCGACGACUUCAGCAUCCGCAGCGGGCACGCGGACGGGUCCGUGGCCAUCAAGACGCUGUACGGCGAGAAGUUGGCCCUCCGGUUGAAAACACCGGUGGUCAAGCUGGUCGACGGCUCCUCCGGCGGCGGGAGCGUCAGCACCAUCAUGACGAACGGGUACAGCUACAUGCCGCAUGUGACCAUCCUCAGGACUGUCGUGAAGCAACUCAACAUGGGCAUCCCCAAUUUAGGCGCUGUGCUGGGGCCGGCCAUCGGUCUGGGCGCCGCGCGCGUCGUGAGCACGCAUUUCAGCGUCAUGGCCGGCGACAUUGGGAGCUUGUUCAACGCUGGUCCCAAAGUCGUCGAGGGCGCCACGUUCGAGGAGGGUCUCUCGUUCGCGGACCUCGGCGGGCCAAACGUGCACUGCACCAACGGGACGAUCGACAACUUGGCGGCCAACGAGGAGGGGUGUUUCCGCCAGAUUAGGACCGUGCUGGGCUACUUGCCGCGGUGUGGCCAGUUCGAGGCGCCCCCCUGCGUGUUGCCGUGCGCGGAUCCGGUGGACCGCGAGGAUGUGGGACUCAGGUCCGUCGUCCCGCGCAAGAAGAGCAGGUCGUAUAAUCCAUACACCAUCAUCGAGUCGGUCGUCGACAGGGGCUCGUGGUUCGAGAUUGGUGGCCUUUGGGGACGGACUGGCAUUACGGGCCUCGCCAGGCUGGGUGGGCGGCCUGUUGGCAUUUUGAGUCUCAAUUGCGAGGUCAACAGUGGGGCGUUGGACGCCAUGGGAAGCCAGAAGUUGAUGAAGAUGUUGAAGUUUUGCGAUGUGUUCAAUCUGCCGGUUGUGCAAUUUGUGGAUGUUCCCGGCUACGCUAUUGGCACCGUCGCCGAACGCACGGCCACCAUGAAAUGGGGCGUCGAACUUGGCAAGGCGUACUACAGCACCACGACGCCCAUCUUCAGCGUCAUCACUCGGCGCGUGUACGGCGUGGCCGGCGGAAUUAUGCUCGACAGCCGCGAGCCGUGGAUGCGCGUUGCUUGGCCGUCGGGGAACUGGGGCUCGUUGCCUCUUGACGGGGGCAUCGAGGUCGGGCAUCGCCAUGAGCUGAAGCAGAUUGGGGAGAAAGAGGGCCCCGAGGCCGUCAAGAGACGGUACAAGGAGUUGGAGGACGAGUAUAUCCGGUUGAUGAACCCGGUGAGGACCGCCACGGUCUUCAAUGUCGAGGAGAUUGUCGACCCAAAGGACACGCGGAGCAUUUGCUGCCGGUGGGUCAAGCAGAUGUACGGCCUGCCGAUGAAAGAGAGGUUGGCGGAUCGCGCGAGUGGAAAGAUCCAUGCUGUCUUUACCUGA